Arctia plantaginis is the source of this 363-nucleotide messenger RNA. The record is from the annotation of a GenBank genome assembly. NCBI's taxonomy places the organism in Eukaryota, Metazoa, Arthropoda, Insecta, Lepidoptera, Erebidae.
AUGUUGAAGUUUGGAAUUAAAAGUGCUGUUCUUGGCUCAGCUGUUUAUUAUACAGUUGAAAAGGGCGUAUGGAAAGAUAGCGCCACUACUUCUGCUUUGUACGAGGAGCUCGAACAAGGUAUUUCGCCAUAUGUCGGCGAACUUAAAAAACAAAUACCUUAUGAGAUGCCUGCACUGCCUUCGAAUGAUAGAUUUUCUUACCUAUUUAAACAUUAUUGGAACAAUGGUGUGAAAACAACAUUCCGUUUCCUAAUAGAUCUUCCUACUCACACCAGUAAUGCUGUGGCAAAGUCAUAUGAAUUGAUUGUCUCUACAUUAGAAGCUGAAGAAAGCAGUUCAACUGCUAGUCAAGAAAACAAAUGA